AUGGCUAAGUCUUUAGUACAUCUACUUGUUGCUAUCGUCUUCUCACUUGGGCUGCUCGGUCAUUCUACCGCCCUGGAUUUUGCCUCACUUGCGAAACGCGCAACGCCAGAGGAGUGUCCAAGUCAAUUGAAAGCAAGAAGUCUAGAUUCGAAAGCCCCCUUAGAACGUCGAGCGCCACCACAAUGUAGAAGUGACAGCUUCUUCCAUAGGUGA
This is a messenger RNA of Puccinia triticina, 213 nucleotides long. RefSeq lists its product as uncharacterized. Lineage: Eukaryota; Fungi; Basidiomycota; Pucciniomycetes; Pucciniales; Pucciniaceae. The transcript is spliced from 2 exons. Bases 1 to 213 code for a protein of 70 amino acids. The record is from RefSeq and is a predicted model, not a curated record.